GAGCAGCUACGCGCCAAGUUUGUGUUCUUGGCGGGUGCAGCGGGUCACGUGGCGGUCUCAAAAGUACCAGUCGGCGGGUGUCUGGGUCCCGGUGAGACCGGCAGCAAUUUAAGGCUAAAGCGUCGCCCGACACGUGGGGGCCCGCCGUAUUCCGGCAACUUUGAACCAGUGUGAUGGAGAAGGCUUCAGUCAACGGGGCCCACAAGGAUGUUGCCCUAUGGGCCUCCCAUGAUAAGAUGCUGGUGCAGCCACUCAAGGACAGCGACAUUGAGGUUUACAACAUCAUUAAGAAGGAGAGUAACCGGCAGAGGAUUGGAUUGGAGUUGAUUGCCUCAGAGAAUUUCGCCAGCCGAGCAGUAUUGGAGGCCCUGGGCUCUUGCCUAAAUAACAAAUACUCUGAGGGGUAUCCUGGGCAGAGGUAUUAUGGCGGGAAUGAGUUCGUUGAUGAACUGGAGAUACUAUGUCAGAAGCGAGCGCUGCAGGCCUACCAUCUGGACCCUAAGUGCUGGGGGGUCAAUGUCCAGCCAUACUCAGGUUCCCCUGCAAACUUCGCAGUAUACACUGCCCUGGUAGAGCCCCAUGGGCGUAUCAUGGGCCUGGACCUGCCUGAUGGGGGCCAUUUGACCCAUGGGUUCAUGACUGACAAGAAGAAAGUCUCAGCAACAUCCAUCUUCUUUGAAUCCAUGCCAUAUAAGGUGUACCCAGACUCUGGCUACAUCAACUAUGACCAGCUGGAGGAGAAUGCCCGCCUCUUCCACCCAAAGUUGAUCAUUGCAGGAACAAGCUGUUACUCCCGUAAUUUGGACUAUGAACGUUUGCGGAAGAUCGCUGACGAGUGUGGGGCCUAUCUCAUGGCAGACAUGGCACAUAUCAGUGGUCUAGUGGCAGCUGGUGUGGUGCCCUCGCCUUUUGAACACUGCCAUGUGGUGACCACCACAACACACAAGACCCUGAGAGGCUGCCGUGCCGGCAUGAUUUUCUACAGGAAAGGUGUGCGCAGUGUUGAUCCCAAGACUGGCAAAGAGAUUAUGUAUGAACUGGAAUCACUCAUUAACUCUGCAGUAUUCCCAGGCCUGCAAGGGGGUCCCCAUAACCAUGCUAUUGCUGGGGUUGCUGUGGCCCUGAAGCAAGCCAUGAGUGUGGAAUUCAAAGUCUAUCAGCUGCAGGUCGUAGCCAACUGCAGGGCUCUGUCUGAGACCCUCACAGAGCUGGGCUACAAAAUAGUCACAGGUGGUUCUGACAACCAUUUGAUCCUUGUGGAUCUCCGUUCCAAGGGUACAGAUGGUGGAAGGGCUGAGAAGGUGCUAGAAGCCUGUUCUAUUGCCUGCAACAAGAAUACUUGCCCAGGUGACAAAAGCGCCCUGCGGCCCAGUGGACUGCGACUGGGGACCCCAGCACUGACUUCUCGAGGACUUUUGGAAAAAGACUUCCAAAAGGUAGCACACUUUAUCCACAGAGGGAUAGAGCUGACUCUGGAGAUUCAGAAGGACAUGAACAUAAAGGCCACAUUGAAGGAGUUCAAGGAGAAACUGGAAGAGGAUGAGAAGUUCCAAAGCGCACUGCAGGAUCUCCGAAUGGAAGUAGAGAGAUUCGCUUCUGCCUUCCCACUGCCUGGAAUGUCAGAAGUCUGAAGGAGCCCGCCAGGGACUCUGUGAUACCAUGGCUGCCCCACAGGGGACCUACUAAGCCUCUUUGUGCCCUUUGAGGGCAUUUCUUUCAGACUGCUCUUACGUUUUUACACAUCAAAACUUAUAUAAGCCUCAUAGCAAUUCUGGGAUGGGUUAUUAAGGGAUUUAAAUGUGAACCUCACAUUUCCAACAGCUGUAUAUAAUUUUAAUUAUUCUGGAAAAAAUACUGGGUAGCCAUUUGGCCUUAGUCUUAUAGAUAGCAACACAGGGUGAAGAUACUAGAAUGAUUCUGGCAUUUCCCUUUCCUUGGUCUAAAUUAACUGGCUGUCCCUUGACAUGCUACCCAUUCUCCUAAUUUGUUGUCUGAUGGGAUGCCAGAGGACUGAAUUAUGACCAUUACAAUUGCACAUGAAAAUUCUGAAUCUUGUUCUAUGCACUUGAAAUCUAUAUUUGCAUAAAUGUGUAGGCAGUAGCCAGUACAGUAGGAAGGCUUCCCAUCAGCAACCCAAAGGAGAAUGGCUGGAGGUGUUACACCGAGUAGAAAACAUGCCUCGCAUAUGUGAGGCCCUGGGUUCACACAAAAUGCAGUAAUUUUCUCCAAUCUUCCCCUAAGGAUAUGUCUAGUUCCUUCCUGAUAUAGGAGUUAGAUGGAAACAGGGGCUUUCCUCUUCAACUCCCCACCCCCUAAAAAAUAUUUGGCAGCAGUCCAAAAUGUCACCUUCCAAAGAAUCUUUUAUUUUUCACAUAGCUGAAGUGCAAACCAUAGGUGACUGUUUUUAAUUAGCACAAUCAAAUAUUUAACCACAGAAUGUCUACAAGAAUUACAGCUUUAAAAAAUACAACUAAUUUUUAUAUUUCAAAAAUAUCUGAACUGAAAUAAAUUAAUUUCUUAAAAAGUA
Molecule: messenger RNA, 2527 nt
Organism: Dipodomys spectabilis (banner-tailed kangaroo rat)
Lineage: Eukaryota; Metazoa; Chordata; Mammalia; Rodentia; Heteromyidae
Gene: Shmt1
Product: serine hydroxymethyltransferase 1
Exons: 12
Coding region: 174-1631 (485 amino acids)
Biological process (GO): purine nucleobase biosynthetic process; cellular response to leukemia inhibitory factor; protein homotetramerization
Cellular component (GO): nucleus; cytosol; cytoplasm
Molecular function (GO): pyridoxal phosphate binding; mRNA regulatory element binding translation repressor activity; serine binding
Source: RefSeq, a predicted model, not a curated record